UGUCAAGCGUCGACUUUUCAAUGAUGUCUCGGAGUUCGGACUGGGGGAGCAUUGCAUCAUGAAUGUUCAUGAAAAUUUCACUCAUUCGUUACAAUAUGUGCCUUGCAUUUUUGUAGCAUACAUGUAUGGAACAAAUGUUAAGGGAUUUAAAGUAACGAUAAAGGGUGUUUUUGAUCAAGCUGUGAUAUUUUAAAGCGAGUUUAAUUGACGUUUGUUUCCACGUGGUGACUGUCACAUUUGGUCUACGUGUUACGAAUCUUUCGUCAUAUUAAUUGUGUUUUUGUUCUCGACGGCAUUAGAAGAUUGAAAUGGAGACUUUAAAUAUGUCUAAACUAAAUCUGUCCAGCGUGAGAAGCACCGUUCCUGGUGACAAUACAUUAAAACAAGAUGUUAUAGAGCCAAAGUUUGAGACCAUUGCCUUAACUGAUCCAGAUGAUGAAUAUCAUUGUGAAUAUCGUGAGGAAAUUUGGAAGAACCUGCUGGAACAGGAUGCAGAGAAACCUACUAUACACCUUCAAUCACCACAGCUAGAGUUCCGAGGUGCCUUAGUUCAACAACUCCGCGACGUCACAAAGAAACUGGGUCUGACACUAGCCACUCUACACUCGGCGGUCGCCCAGUUAGAUCUGUUUAUGGACGCACACAGGCUACGUGCAGAUAGACUGACACAUGUUGCACUCGCCUGCUUGAGUCUAGCAGCAAAAAGCGAGGAGAAAUUCAGCAGAGCACCUACAUUAAAAACAUUAUCAAAAAUAUCUGGUGUGCAGCUGUGUGGCAAGACUUUUAGACAGUUAGAAUGGAUGGUAGGGCAGCAUGUGCGAUGGAGGCUGCUUGCACCGACGCCAGUGACUUUCGCAGCUCUACUGGCACAGUAUGUGGUAGCUGACUGCGAUUUGACCACAAGGCAUCCAAAGUUUGUUAGACGGUUCAAACGAGAUGGAGCCAAGUUGUUAGAAGCUUAUUUAGAUUUAACUUUGUCUGACGUGCGGCUGAAGGUGGUGGAGAGCGCGGACGUGGGCUGCGCGUGCGUGGCGUGCGCGCGCGCGGCGCUGGGGCUGGCGGCGUGGCCGGCGUGGCUGGCGGCGCGCGCCGGCCGCAAGCCCGCCGCCGUGGCGCCCGUCGCGCGCCUGCUGCAGCGAAUGAUGCAAAUUCUAAAGUCGCGUGAAACAGUCGACUCUGAGGUGGACCAGGGCUAUAGCAGCGCUCGAACAUCACCCAACCUAACUCCCUGUGCAUCACCGAGGUAUCAGAUCUCCCCAGCGUCCAGCACAUGCAGCACCUCUUCCAGAAGCUGCCUGAACGUUGACACAUCAUACCGCCAACGUCCAGUCAGGUCAGAUAAUGCUUACACCGUAUUAGAUUUGGACGACACAGAAGUAUCUCACGUUCCGAACCAAGAGUACUAUAGGCUACCUACGGCGGUUGAUAUGACUUGUCAAAGGGUCAAUAACCCAGCGGAUUACAGCUUCUGUAGGUCCAGUAGGUUAAUCGAAGCUAGCUUCGAUCCGGUCCAACCGUCUACGAGUAUGGCUGUGAAGAGAGGUUUAGAUAGUAACGUUGAAUUUGAUAGAAAGAGGUAUCGUCUCGCUUCGCAAAUGUCGCAGGUUGUUCUUUGAUUAUUCUUCUAGUCUUCGAGAAUAUAUCAUUUCAAUUAUUUUUUUUAAUUUGACAUAUUCGAAACAUUUGCAUUUAUGUUACAGUUCAGAUUCAAAAGUCCAUGUUUGUUUGUCCUAUUCCACAGUACAAAAUAAUUUUCUGACUGUUCUUAGCAGUAUUUUAAAUGUUCAUGGUAAAAAGUUAAAUAGCCUCUAUACAGAUAAUGUUGAAAGUACAUACUAAAAUAUAUUCGAAUAUUCGAUUAUAAAAGCGACGAUUCGGCAUCUUCAAAAAAUAGUUAUAAUUAAAUUAUCUGAGCUUUAGUUUGUUACAAAAAUUACAAACAUACAAAACUAGUACAAAAAAUAUAUAAAACAGAUAACGAAAAAAAAGUAUCGUAGAUAGAAGAAAAAAAAACAUUAAAAAAAUGGUUGCCGAAUUGCCGCGAAAACGCAUAAUAUU
Messenger RNA from Vanessa atalanta (red admiral), 2058 nucleotides. RefSeq lists its product as uncharacterized. The record is from RefSeq and is a predicted model, not a curated record. The transcript is spliced from 6 exons. Lineage: Eukaryota; Metazoa; Arthropoda; Insecta; Lepidoptera; Nymphalidae. Gene Ontology annotation, cellular component: cyclin-dependent protein kinase holoenzyme complex; cytoplasm; nucleus. Bases 309 to 1616 code for a protein of 435 amino acids. Gene Ontology annotation, molecular function: cyclin-dependent protein serine/threonine kinase regulator activity. Gene Ontology annotation, biological process: regulation of cyclin-dependent protein serine/threonine kinase activity; mitotic cell cycle phase transition.